AUGUCAGAUGUCAACCACAAUUGCCAGGCCUUUACGUUCUCGACAUUUUCAGAUUCCAAGCAAGGAGGGCUAGAAUCUUCUGUAUACAAGAACUCAGCACCACUAUCUUCAGAGAUGUCAAGGCGAAUCAUCUUCAUAUCCAGAAAAUCUCAGUCAACCUUGUAUGCACAAAAGAAAACUGACGACGAAGCCGUAUUGUCAGAUUUGGAUGCCCGUGUUUUGCAAGAAAUGUUGCGAGGCUCCGAAAAGCUAAAUUUACAAGAUGAGAAGAAUAUGAAAGAUUUGUUGGAUCGCGGAAUCAAGGCAAAGGAACGCGUCAAUACGGAUGAACAAGCUUCUCAAGGCGAAAAUGUGGAAGACUCGGAAUUCAAAUCCGAAGCCUUGCAAAAGUUGGGCUCGACCAAACUGUGGAAGGCCUUCAAACGAAAACUGCAAGAUAGCGUCGAAACUGCCAAGAUUUAUGUCGCCAACAGAAUCGAACGAGAUGGCAAACUGAUUGCAAGCCUUGGUAUUUUUGCGUUUGAGCGUGCCAUAAAUGACGUCUCACGAGCCCUUCCAGCAACCUCGUCGAGCAAAUGGAACCCAAAGAAACAAUUUUUGUUGUCCAAUGUUACCGCCGCACAAGAAAUGACAGAAGCUGAAAAGUUGCGACAAGAAAUGUCGACACCUUUGGACGAAAUUCGAAAUGUGGGACGACAGCUAAAGGAUAUUUUCAGAGGCGUCAGCACGCAACCUGCAGUGCCAGUAGAAGCUGGUACCGAGGCUGAUUUCAAUGACGUGGUCAAGCCCAAGACUACCUUUUCUCGCAACCUGAACAGUGCGGCAGCUACUUCAAAGUACUCCGUCAACGAUAAGGACCGAUUCGACAAGGCUUACAAACGUAAACAGGAAACGACUUUAAAACGGGAGAAGGAAAAUGUCAUUCAAUCGUCAACUCGACUGGCUAAUGAGGUGGCUGAUAAAGCCUAUCAAAUUCGACGCGAAGUUCAAGCCGAAACGAAUGAACCAGGAUACAAGACCAAGGUCAUUCGAGCACAAACGGCUGCCACCAGUCGCCAACUAUCAGCUGGUGCCAAACGAAUUUUGGGAGGAGCCAAGAGUAUCGCCGUGAAAGCUCUAGAAGCCUCCCGAAAAGAAAGGACAGCUCCACUUUUGCCCGAUACAGCCCCUGGUGUUCCAAGGGUGGAUGAAUCGGUUGCCUUGCAGGCAGAUGCUGUUCCAACCAUGUCAGAAGCACAGUUAAUUGCACCGCCCACUUUGGAACGUCUUGAGUUAAUGUAUGAAUUAGAAACGGAAAUGGAACGCGUUUUGGAUCUUCUGGCGAACUAUAUUUCCAGCCCUCAAGAUACUUGGCUCAAUCCAGACUUGGUAUUGCAAAAUGUUGACGACACUGUGGACCAGGAAUUCACAUCCUUUCCCGAUGCAGAGUUGGAAUCAGUGGUGGUUGCCAUGGUACAGGCACAAGCGCUCUUGCAGCAGCCCAUGAGUAACGAAGAUGAACGAGCCAUGAUAUCUACAUUGCAACUUGUGUUACCUUCCAUUUCGGAAGUUUGUGAUACUUCUCUCCAAGCAGGAUCUUCCAUUAUUGCCGAGUAUUUCAAGCAGACAUUGGUAUACGGAGGAGUGCAAAAUGGGGAAAUACCAUUGAUACUGCGACUGGACGACUGCCUUGCCAGGCUGGAAACUUUGGAAGAAGAGCAAAAGCUGACACAAGAUAUUGAAACGGCCAUGAAUUCGGCAACGGAACCCGCUGUGACAAGAGCAGCGCCGUGGUAUGUUGAGGAUCAAGACGAAGUGGUACAAGAAACAAAGCCAUGGUAUGUAGAAGACGGAACAGAGGAUGGUCAGGUUGUCGAAAUCGGAGAGCCCCCCAAAACUGGUGGAUUUCGAAUGCCGUGGCAGCGACAAAAAGAAUCCAAAAAUGUUGAUGACAUUAAAGUUUCAUCCAAUCCGCCUUCAGUUGUGGGCAAGAGCUCUCGUUUCGUGGACGACGUCGAAAUCUUGGAUGCCAUUCCGACCAUGGUUAGACCAGCACAGACUACAAUUGUUGACAACGAGUUCAGCUACACCCAAAAUGUAGUGGCUGCUGCCCAAGAGGCCGCGGAUUCCAUGAGACGUGUGGCAGCCGAAAUUGUAUCCGAUGAUGACUUUGACGUUGCCAUGGGACAAGCGAAGGCCGCGAAAGAGAUUGGAGAAGAAGAGGAUGAUGGAGAAGAAGAGGAAAUUAAUCCAGCUACCAUGUUUGCUCUACGAUUACUCGAUGUUGUAUUGCUGGCGGGUGAAAAGACUGCUGCAGUCUUGCCAUCUUUGAUCAACCUUGGAGGUACUAUCACAGAGCGAGUUGCAAAUGCGAAGGGCAAUGGACUUGGAUCGGAAGGAUGGGAGAUCAUUCAGUCAGCUCAACGCGGAGACAAAAAGUAUUGA
Molecule: messenger RNA, 2424 nt
Organism: Cylindrotheca closterium
Lineage: Eukaryota; Bacillariophyta; Bacillariophyceae; Bacillariales; Bacillariaceae
Source: the annotation of a GenBank genome assembly